This is a messenger RNA of Moesziomyces antarcticus, 3552 nucleotides long. RefSeq names its product p-loop containing nucleoside triphosphate hydrolase protein. NCBI's taxonomy places the organism in Eukaryota, Fungi, Basidiomycota, Ustilaginomycetes, Ustilaginales, Ustilaginaceae. The coding region runs from base 1 to 3552 and encodes 1183 amino acids. The transcript has 3 exons. The record is from RefSeq and is a predicted model, not a curated record. Gene Ontology annotation, molecular function: hydrolase activity; ATP binding; DNA binding.
AUGACAGCGGCUCUUGCGAGGUGCAUGCGCGGUAGCGCCAUCCGCACCGCAUGCCUCCUGCCGCAGUCGCCAACGCUGAAGCUGGUCGCAUCCAGGGCUUGGGCGAUACCAGCAACAUCGGUGGUUGCUGCAACCAGAAGUCACCGUAUUUCACAGCUUAGAUACGCGAGCAGCGCAGCGGCAGCACCCAUCACUGAUCCUCCAGAAGAGCACGUUGUCAAUGACGACGCCUUGGCUACUCCCGCUGCUUCGUCGGCUUCUAGCCCGAAAUUCUCCCUGAGGCCGUAUCAAGAGGAGUGCAUCCAGGAAUGUCUCGCCGCACUCGAGAGCGGAGUGACUCGUAUCGGUGUCUCUUCACCCACUGGGAGCGGCAAGACGACCAUCUUCACACAUUUGAUUGACCGGCUACCUCCACGCCCGAACGGUGGCGAUCGCGUGCUGAUCAUGGUCAACUCAAUCGAGCUCGCGCUGCAAGCCGCCAAUGCUGUCACCUCCAUGUUUCCCGACAAGACGGUCGAGAUCGAACAGGGCAGCAAGUACAAGGCAAGCGGACUGGCAGACGUCACAGUGGCGACGUACCAGACGCUAAAUCGCAGCCAACAGCGACUGGACAAGUUUACGCCGAGCUGCUUCAAAGCCGUCGUGGUCGAUGAGGCACAUCAUGCCGCCGCCCCGUCGUAUCUCAAGGUGCUCUCGCAUUUCGAUUCACACAUUGGACUCGACGCCGAGGCACGCGCUGCGACCGACUCGGACGCUGUGCCCGUGUUCGGAUUCUCAGCCACCUUCAGCCGCCACGAUGGACUGGCGCUUGGCAAGGUCUUUGAUCGCAUCGUCUUCCACAAGGACUUCCUCGAGAUGAUCGGAGAGAAGUGGCUGUGUCCUAUCCGAUUCACGUCCAUCAAAGCGGACAUCGACUUGGCAUCAGUCAAGCUGUCCAACUUCAAUGCCGACUUUGCCGCGUCUUCACUCGCUGCCGUUGUCAACACGCCUGUAGUCAAUCGGCUCGUGCUCAAGGCUUGGCUCGACCGCGCGCACAACCACCGACGCUCCACGCUCAUCUUUGCGGUCAACAUCGAGCACGUCCAGGAGCUCACGCAUACCUUCCGUCAGGCCGGCAUCGAUGCCCGCUAUCUGCACGGUGGCACGCCCAUGCUCGAGCGCCGCCAGCUGCUCGAAGACUUUCGCGCGGGCGUCUACCCCGUCCUUGUCAACUGUGCCAUCCUUACCGAGGGCGCAGAUGUGCCUGCUAUCGACUGCGUCCUGCUCGCACGACCCACACGCUCGCGUAAUCUCUUUUCCCAGAUGAUCGGGCGCGGACUUCGUCUCUCCCCCGCUACGGGCAAGCGCGACUGCCUCGUGCUGGACAUCGUCGGCAACAUUGAAAAGGGCGUCGUCUGUACCCCGACUCUCUUUGGCCUGGACGCAGAGGACAUCAUCGAGGACGAGUCGCCCGAGGGUCUGCUCGAGCGCGCACACGAAGCCGAGCAAUUCGACUCCGCUGACGUCGAGGGCGACGCCGACCCGUUCGCAGUCGAGCUCGCCGACCCGACCAAGAUUACAUACAUCGACUACGACGAUCCGCACCAGCUGCAGCAGGCCAUGCUGGCGCGCUCCAGCGUAGUCGAAACCAUGAGCCCCAAUGCCUGGGUCGACUGCGGUGGCCAGACGUACAUCCUUGACGUGCCUCGCUACGGCUUUGUCACCGUCGAGCGUAAAGCCAACUCCGACCACGGCGACGGUUCCGUGCCGGCAGAAGGUGCGGAGUGGACAUCGUGGUUCACGCCGAGCAAUUCGGAUGCGGACGAGGCUGCAGCGUCGAUGGGACGUGAUCCUUCUUCGGGCGCGGGCGGGAGGCGCUGGCCAGGUGCACGGGGCGGCUCUCCAUACCGUCGCCCACGCCACGCUUUGGACGCGCCAACGCUCGAGGCGGCUGUGCGUGGGAGCGACGUGUACGUGCAGAAGAACGUGCUGCGCAAUGCGCCGCAGCUGUUCGCCAUGCUCAAUCGCCGCGCAAAGUGGCGCGCGACCAAAGCAACUGACUCCCAACGUCGACUUGUCGAGAAGCGACUUGGUCUCUCAAAGCCGAGCCAAGAAGCUGAGGGCGACAAGGAUGGGCGGCGUACACGCGCGAUGCGGUCCGCAAGCGAACUCACAAAGGGACAGGCGAGCGUCAUCCUCACUCGCCUCCUGCAUGGCGCCAAGGCCAAGUGGCAGCAGAGAGUCAAGAGACCAUCUGCAUCCGUCGACUCGGAAUCCGUGCCGAUACAGCAGCUAGGGAACGAGCUCGCGCUUGCCUAUCAACGUCGCCAUCACGACGCUGUACUUCAUUCUCGACCCAACACCUUCCGAGCAGCUACGAUGGCCGAGAAUCAAAAGCAUAUGCUACGGCUAUUCAGCACGCUCCGCAACGCGCAUACGGACGAGGAACAGCGCGAGCUUCUCCAAGAGAUCAGCGCGCUUCGUCGCUCCGGCUACCGCUUCGGCCCGGAAGUGGAUCCCGGCCUGUACGUGCCGUUUGGAUGGCACUGGGAUCGUUCUAAGUACGGUCCGUAUCCUGCCGACAGACUGGCAAAGAGCGCGUAUGGAAAGGAUAGGGGCGCACUACGGGAGGAGAUUGAAAAUGCACGCGAGGCACUGGACCAUCAGACUCUGCACGAGGCAGUGGAACAGAAACUAGAGCCUGUGUUCACGGACGAUCCGCUGGUGCUUCGAGCUGCGUUGGAGCUUCAUAGCGAGCGCCUGGCACAGGGCUUGGUGGGUCAGGCAGAGCGAGUGCUUGCUCCGGUCGUCAAGAUCCGCUUGAGACUUCAUGUCGUCCAGCACUGCAUUUUUCUCGCACCACAAGCCGAGAUUCUGCUGGUUCAAUCCUUCCUUCUGACCACAUCCGAUUCCCAACUGCCUCGAAGCCUCGAACCUUCUGGCUUUGCUGCGAUGUGGCAUCCCUCAGUGGCGCACGUCGCGCUCGUUAUGCUCCUCCUACAAGGUAUCCUUGCAAGCGGCCCCGAGGUGGAUAAGGCGACGAUAGGCAGGAAAAUGUUGAAGGACUAUCGAACACACCGGGAAGCCCUCGCUGCUCGAAUGCGCUCGACCUCCUUUUCUCCGCAGACUAGCGCCGAGAAGGAGACUCUCAUGAAGCAGUACUUCUCCACCCUCUCGAACGCCCCUCCUGAAGAACAGCCUAAGCUGCUUCAGAAGGUCAACGACCUUCGUCACGCUGGCUACCGCUUUGGGCCCUCGGUCGAUCCAGGCCUUCAUGUGCCAUUUGGAACUCCUUGGGAGCACACCAAGUUUGGUCCCUAUCCUGCCAAGAGGCUUGCUGAAGGCGCGUACGGCAAGAGCAAGGCAGCUGUGGAGAUCGAGGUGGAAAAUGCGCGAGAGGCACUCGAUCACCAGACGCUGCGCGAGGCUAUGCAUGGACGCAUGGAGCCGGUCUUCACCGAGGACUUGGAGCUGCUCAGGAGCGCCAUCGAUUUCCACACGCAGAGGCUCUUGCAGAACGUCGAAGAGCCUGUCGAGCGCAUCCUCGACUCUGUCCAAAGGCUGGAAGCCUAA